Messenger RNA from Triplophysa rosa, 1214 nucleotides. It is a transcript of the gene ccr8.1, whose product is annotated as chemokine (C-C motif) receptor 8.1. The transcript is spliced from 2 exons. The coding region runs from base 254 to 1192 and encodes 312 amino acids. The record is from RefSeq and is a predicted model, not a curated record. Gene Ontology annotation, molecular function: chemokine receptor activity. Gene Ontology annotation, biological process: immune response; chemotaxis; G protein-coupled receptor signaling pathway. Gene Ontology annotation, cellular component: membrane. Lineage: Eukaryota; Metazoa; Chordata; Actinopteri; Cypriniformes; Nemacheilidae.
CAGAACCUCUACACAGCCUCUAAAGACAGAGAUGGCCACAAACACUCCUUUUCACAUGAAUGGUGUUGCAUUGUCCAGAUUUUAAUAAUAGAUUUUCUUCUCUUUAAGUUUGAAUGGAUCAAUUAAUGAUGAGCCAAACACAACUCCCUUAUACAGCUAUGACGACUACUACCAUGGAAAUCUUGAUCCAUCUGAGUUUUCCCCCUGUGAUUAUGGCAGUCAUGCAUCCAGCAUCCUACCUGUGUUAUACUCCAUGUUCUUUGUGGUGGGCAUGCUGGAUAAUUUACUGGUGGUCUGGGUGAUCUUGAUGAGUCUGAAGCUGAGCAGCAUGACUGACAUCUGUCUUUUGAACCUGGCUUUAGCUGACCUGCUGCUGGUCUCCUCUCUCCCUUUCUUGGCACACUAUGCCAGAGAUCAGUGGAUCUUUGGAGGUGCCAUGUGCACCAUUGUGCUAAGUGUCUACCACAUUGGGUUCUACAGUGGGAUAUUCUUCAUUGUACUGAUGAGUGUUGAUCGAUAUUUAGCUGUUGUUCAUGCUGUGUUCUCUUUGAGAGUCAGAACAAGGACAUACGGGAUUUUAGCCAGUGCGGUCAUCUGGUUCAUUGCGAUUGCAGCUUCAUUUCCUGAGCUGAUCUACCUUAAUAUCAGUAAAUACAAAAAUCAAACCCUCUGUCAAUCAUAUCCAGCGAGUGAUGGAGAGUCUCACCGUCAUUCAAAGACUGUUGGUAUUAUUAAAAUGAAUGUUUUGGGAUUAAUAAUUCCACUCAUUGUCAUUGGAUUUUGUUACUUAAUGAUACUGAAAAGACUCUUGAGAGCUCGCUCUUCCAGAAAACAGGCCAUGCGGCUUGUCAUUAUAGUUAUGGUGGUCUUCUUCUGCUGCUGGACUCCAUAUAAUGUUGCAGCUUUUGUGAAAUCUUUAGAGCUGAAUGAAUUUAUAGAUUCAUCCUGUGAAAGCAGCAAGACAAUCACUCUUAGUCUCCAGAUCACAGAAGCUGUGUCUUACUUGCACAGCUGCCUUAAUCCCAUUCUCUAUGUGUCUGCAGGAGAGAAAUUUAGUAGGCGUCUUUUCCUACUCCUGAAUAAAACACCCUUCAGCAGAUUACAAUUCAUGAAGAGUUGCUUUACACAGACCACAGGAUCUGUUUAUUCACAGACCACAGGUGUGGAUGACAAAUGUACUACAGCAUUGUGAAAGUAUACUAAUACUAAUAAAA